Molecule: messenger RNA, 2384 nt
Organism: Equus quagga
Lineage: Eukaryota; Metazoa; Chordata; Mammalia; Perissodactyla; Equidae
Product: paralemmin-1-like
Exons: 7
Coding region: 476-1498 (340 amino acids)
Biological process (GO): negative regulation of adenylate cyclase activity; positive regulation of filopodium assembly; regulation of cell shape
Cellular component (GO): membrane
Source: RefSeq, a predicted model, not a curated record
UUUCCUUCUGAGCCACCAGGGGAGGGGGACAGGAGGGCUCAGAGCUGGAGUGUCUCCAAGUGUCUGUGCUGAUGGGAAACCGAGGCCCAGAGGGCAGAGGACCCACCAGGUGGCUCCGGGCCCCGGUACGAGGCCGAGGGGCACUGGGACCAGCAGGAUCUGUAAUUUCAGUCCUUUGGGUGACAAGGGGCUCGGGCGGCCGGGGUGCAGCUGGAGGGUCUGUCUCUCUCGGCUCAGACUCCCCCGUGCCCGCCUCUCGGCGCCUCCCAGGGUGACCCUCGGGGCAUGUGGGGUUUGGGGCAGAGAGUGGGGACCCCCCCGCCCCCCGUCGUCACAGUGACCUGGAAGCGGGAGGUUAUGGUUGGCCCGUCCAGGCCUGGUCCAGGCUGUGCUGGUCGGAGCAUUUAACUCAUGCCGACUGUGUGCAGCUUCCAGGGGUCCCGUGAGAGGGGAGAGGGGGUCGUGUGGGGAGGGGAUGUGGGCCCUCGUCCUGGGGCCCUGGGCCUCCUGCCCACCCCACAAAGGCCCGACCUCGGCAGCAUGGAGCCCUGCUCCUUUGGGAGCAUCUGGCAAUGCUGACAUUGAUCCAGCUCCUUCUGCAAACCGGUUCAAGGCUGAGAGUGUGCCUGGUGGGCUGCCAGAAAGCAUCGACUGGAUGAGAAAGGGAGUCCGGUUGAAUCCCGGCUUUACUAUGUCUUUGCUGUGUGUCCUUGGGAGGCCCACUGACCUCUCUGGGCCUUUAGGUUCCUGGGAGACUCCAGGGGAGGCCGCUGUGAGCAGCCCCAGAAGUCCCGGGACAGAUGGUCAACUUUGCAAGCCCCAGGGUUGGAGGGUCCUGGUGGCAGAGACCACGUCCCAGCAGGAGCGGCUCCAGGCCAUUGCUGAGAAGCGCAGGCGGCAGGCGGAGAUGGAGAACCAGCGGCGGCAGCUGGAGGACGCGCGGCGGCAGCUGCAGCAUCUGAAGUCCAAGGCACUGCGGGAGCGCUGGCUGCUGGAGGGCGCACCGUGCUCGGCGUCGGACGGGGACGAGGACCUGCGGAGGCAGAUGGAGGCGGACGAGCAGAGGGCGCGGCUGCUGGAGGAGGCCAUCGGCAGGCUGGAGAAGGAGAUCGAGGCGCUGGAGAACGCGGACGCGGCCCCCGCCACUGCCAGGGAGCCCGCGGCGGCCCCCAGCCCGGCCCAGGAGGAGGAGAAGGCGGAGGUGGUGGUGAAUUCCCAGCAGAGCCCGGUGGGCACGCCCAAAGAGAAGCGCGUCUCCACGCCCGCGAGGACGGCCGCAGGCGCCACCAUGAUGAAAGCAGGUGGGUCACCCCGUCCGCCGCGGGUCCGGGGCCGAGGGUCGCCGGUGCCGUCCGCGGGGGCUGUGGUCGCACGGCUGGACCGAGGCGGCGCUCCGAGCCUGGGGUGGGGCCUGGCCGCCUUCUGCUUUGGCUCGUCGGCACACGCGGCCCGGCUUCCCCCGAGAAGACGGGCCCCCCGCAUGGCGGCUCUAACCUGACGCCCCUCGCGGCUUCUCUGCCCUAACCUCGCCGCUGCUCCCGCCCGUGGGGUGCUGCACACGCCCGCACGCACCCGCUGCACGUCCUCCUCCUCCGUCCUCAGGCCGCCUCAGGAGAGGGAGUGAGCGCCCCAUCCCUGGAGGUGACCAAGCUGGGGUCUGGGGCAUUUUGGGAGCUGGGGUUAGUGCUAGGUGUUCUCCAAGGUCAGGGGUCAAAUUCCCACUCUGCCCCUCGACACUUGGCGCUGGGGUCCCCCUGCCGGAAGGGCGGGAGUGGAGUGACCUUGUGGCACCAGGCCGAGCGGAGAGUGAUGACAAGUCAUAGCAGACGGCAAAACCUCGCUGCUGCUGCUGUUGCUGUAAUUGAGCAGGGAGGCGGAGGCCGUCCUGGGGGCGAGGUGGCCGGGAUGUGACGACACCCGGCCGCCCAGGGGGCAGGAGGCAGAGGGUCGCAUUUCCCAGAGACGAGGUGCCUUCAGGCCUUUGCGCCAGAUGGACCAGGCCCAGCAGCACCGGGGCCAGACGCCCCUACUGUUCUCUCACUCCGUGACCUCUUGUGCAGUGCACGACCUGCCCAACUGUGUCUGGAGGUGGGAGUGUCAGGCUGUGUAGGAACAUCGGAUUGAAUAAGAGUCAUUCAUUCAAGCGCUCGUGGGGCCCGGUGUGAGGCACACGGGGGGGGCCGGAGUCCCCAUGGGGCGACAGCCUGUGCAGUUAACUCAGGGAGAAAGCGAGGCAGAGAACGGGGAGCCAGAGGGGGGCAGUUUUAAUGGGAGGUUUCAGGGGAGGCUGAACUAGGGGGUGACGCUGAGCAACGACCCGCAGGAGGAGACGGCGCGGGGCCUGCGGACAGCGGGGUGGGGGAGGGUGUUCCGGGCGGAGGGCG